Frieseomelitta varia is the source of this 2600-nucleotide messenger RNA. It is a transcript of the gene Mcm7, whose product is annotated as DNA replication licensing factor Mcm7. The record is from RefSeq and is a predicted model, not a curated record. Gene Ontology annotation, molecular function: single-stranded DNA binding; single-stranded DNA helicase activity; ATP hydrolysis activity. Gene Ontology annotation, cellular component: nucleus; MCM complex. Gene Ontology annotation, biological process: double-strand break repair via break-induced replication; DNA replication initiation; DNA replication. The transcript has 10 exons. Lineage: Eukaryota; Metazoa; Arthropoda; Insecta; Hymenoptera; Apidae. Bases 143 to 2320 code for a protein of 725 amino acids.
UUUGGCAUAUAUCCGGUUUAGUUUAGGCGGGAAGAUUACUUCGAGAACUGUGUGUUCUGAUACAUACUGAGAGGAUAUAAGAUAUUCGCGUAAAAAGUAAAAUUUAAGUUGAAAUAAUUACGAAAAAUAUAAAUUCAGUACAAUGCCACCGAAAAUAUCAAAGGAUUAUACAAAAGUUAGGGAACAAUUAAAAACUUUCUUGGCGGAAUUCGUGGCAGUGGAUAAUGAAACUGGUGAGAAAACAUUUAAGUACAGGAAACAACUCACUAAUAUUGCCCAUCGUGAACAAGUAGAUUUAGUAAUAGAGUUAGAUGAUAUACAUGACUUUGAUGAUGAAUUAGCAAUAUCCAUUGCAAACAAUACUAGAAGAUAUGUCAAUUUACUUUUGGAACUUAUUCAAGAGAUGUUACCCGACUUUAAAGAAAAAUCUGUACCACCUAAAGAUGCUUUAGACGUAUAUAUUGAACAUAGAUUAUUAAUGGAAAGUCGUAACAGACAUCUUGGGGAACAACGUGAUCCAAGAAAUAAAUAUGCUCCAGAACUUAUGAGACGCUUUGAAGUGUAUUUCAAGGAUUUUGAGGCAGCAAAAGUGUACUCUGUGAGAGAUAUAAAAGCUGAUAAAAUAGGAAAAUUAGUUACAGUAAGAGGUAUAGUAACAAGGUGUAGUGAUGUAAUGCCUUUACUUGUUGUUGCUACGUACACAUGUGAUCAGUGUGGUGCUGAAACAUUCCAACCAGUUCAAUCUCUCAAAUAUAUGCCAUUAAGACAAUGUCCCAGUGAUGAUUGUCGUAUAAAUAAAUCUGGUGGUGUGCUAGAUAUGCAAACAAGAGGAUCAAAAUUUGUAAAAUUUCAGGAACUAAAAAUACAAGAACAUAGUGAUCAAGUUCCUGUGGGUCAUAUUCCAAGAACAUUGACAAUAUAUUGUAGAGGUGAAACAACAAGGAAAUGUUUACCUGGAGAUCACGUACUAAUUACCGGUAUCUUUUUACCUAUUAUAAAAUCUGGUUUUAGUGUUCGAGUGGGUGCAGCUCUUCUGAAUGAAACAUAUAUAGACGCACAUAGAAUUGUUUGUCUUACUAAUUCUCAAACUGUUGAUGACAACAACGCGCUUUUAACGGACGAAGAAUUAUCAUUGUUAGUAGAGGAUGAUUUUUAUGGUAAAUUAGCUCGUUCUGUCGCCCCAGAAAUUUAUGGGCUUGAGGAUGUUAAGAAAGCAUUGUUAUUGUUGCUAGUUGGUGGUACAGACAAACACAGAGAAGAUAUUAAAAUUAGAGGUAAUAUUAAUAUUUGUUUAAUGGGUGAUCCUGGAGUUGCCAAAUCUCAGUUACUUUCGUUUAUAACGAGAUUAGCUCCGCGAUCUCAAUAUACAACGGGUAGAGGAUCUUCUGGAGUAGGUUUAACUGCUUCGGUCAUGAAAGAUACUUUAACGGGUCAAAUGAUGCUCGAAGGAGGAGCUUUGGUACUAGCUGAUGAAGGUGUUUGUUGUAUUGACGAAUUUGAUAAGAUGGCAGAUGCUGAUCGAACUGCUAUUCACGAGGUGAUGGAGCAACAAACUAUAUCGAUUGCCAAAGCAGGAAUUACAACUCGUUUGAACGCGAGAGUCUCGAUAUUAGCUGCGGCAAAUCCUGCUUAUGGUAGAUAUAAUCCGAAAAGAACAAUCGAACAAAAUGUUCAGUUACCUGCUGCUUUAUUAUCACGGUUUGAUUUAUUAUGGUUAAUUCAGGAUCGAGCAGAUCGUAGCAAUGAUUUAAAAAUGGCUCAACACAUAACUUAUGUUCAUCAACAUUGCAUACAACCACCGACGGAAACGCAGGCUUUGGAUAUGAACUUGAUUAGAAAAUAUAUCACCUUAUGUAAAACAAAACAGCCUGUUAUUCCAGAAGAAUUAACUGAUUAUAUAGUUGAAUCCUACGUGGAAAUGAGAAAAGCAGCUCGCAAUAGCCAGGACAAAACUUUUACGUCUGCACGUAAUUUGCUGGCUCUAUUACGUUUGUCGACUGCUUUGGCACGUUUAAGAUUAUCAAAUGUCGUCGAAAAGGCAGAUGUUGUUGAGGCAAAUCGAUUGAUAGAGAUGUCGAAGCAUUCUAUUAAUUAUUCCGAGACAUUAGCAACGAAUGUCCAGCAAAACCCGAUGAACCGAAUUUUCCAUCUUAUUAGAGAACUGGCAAGUGAUAAAAAAACUGUUAAAGUAUCGGACAUAUUGGAACGGUGUACAAGCAAAGGAUUUAAACCCGAUCAAAUUAACGACUGUAUUGAAGAAUAUGAAGCAUUAAAUGUGUGGCAAGUGAAUCAGACGAGAACACAAAUUACGUUUAUUUAAAUACUUUGUUUCAUACAGAUUCAAUAUACAUUGUUAUUUCUUAUACUUUAGUACUUCAAUACUUCAAAAAGUAUUUUUAUACAUUCUCACUUAUAUAUAUUAUGAGUAGACUGCGGAUCUUUAUUCAAAUUCACGUUUUUACAAAUAAAAUUUGGAAAAGAUUUUGAAACUAGAUAGAAAAUUGUUUUCUCUGUUAAUUAUCGUACAGAGUAUCGCACUUUAGAUAUUUUGUAUAAUUUUGCAAAUUACAAGCAUUCCGUGCAUUUUUUAUAUUUUCAAA